AUCCCUUCGGCGAGAAGGAAGGAUGGACAACUGAAUUUGAUUUGGAAAGAACUACUACUUCUCAAAAAUGAGGCCGAAGAUGACUUUUGAGUGGAUUUCUCCUUUGACUCUCAUAGUCAGCAUCACGAUUGGGUCAUUGGUAACAUCUGUGAAUGCCCAAAAGUGCCAUGUAGAUAUCCCUGUUGAACAGAGAAUUUGUGAAGGCACUAACAGUUCUCUACUGGAAUCAGAACUACAAUCUGGGAACAUCAAUGAUUUCUGUAAUUAUACAGUUACGCAAUAUGCAUGUGCUCAGUGUGAUGUUUUGGCACAGUUGCCAAGUGAGAACUUGACCUUGAUCUUCAAAUGUUUUGUUGUCACGAGGCCUGUGAACAUCGUUGAUCUGAAUGCCACCAUCCUGUUCAUGCAGAAGAUUAGUUUAUCAAAGCUUGAAGACUUGCUGGACAGGUUCAACAGGAAGAUUAAUGACACACUGGGAAUUCCGCUGAUGGCUAAAGAAACAAUCUUACAAGCUGUCUGGGAGAGAUUUAAAACCAACCUGAAGAUAAAUGACACGACUUUUCUGGAUGCCUUUUUGAAGCUCCUCAGGCCAUUUAUCGCUGGCAUUUCCAGACCAGUUCUGGAAACGCUCCAAUACUCAGACAUAGUGUGUGAUAACUUCAAGGCAAUUGUUCAAGGAUUCAAUGCAGGUUUGGCAGGGAUGACACUCACCACAAAGGAAACCGUGGCGAGCUGGAUCUUUGGUUACAUUAAUGUCACAGGUGUGGACUGCAUCACCAAUACUAGUGACUCCAGAGGAUGGCUUCUAAAACAUUGGGAAUUCAUCAGUGAUCUCAUCCAAUCUGCCAAUUCCAGCAACACAAAUUCCAGUGCAAUCAGUGCAACUAUCGUUCAAAAUGAGACAGCAAAGGACACGUUGCUCAGCAGUAUCUUUGGUGGCCUGACAUCACUGUUUCCUGUGUUUACACCAACCAAUUUCUCCAGCUGGUUUCAGAAACAGCUACCGCCGCUGCUCCCUGCUAUUACAGGUCCUGAACUUGACAGCAUACCCAGCAAUAUAUCAUGUGAAUCUUACCAGGCCAUAGUGAAAGGAUUUGACAUGGUGUUCUCAAACUUAACAGUACCACAGCUGAGCAAAUUCUUCAAUUUUAGUAAAAACAUCCUAACCUUCCAUCUCAGUUCAUCAGGUAUUGCCUGCACAGGCAACGUGACUGGAAGCCGUGAGUGGAUGAGAAAGAACUUUUUGAAAUUCUUCCAAGGCUUGAAAUUAAGAGAGAUCUUGGCUCUGAACAAAAACUUUUCUGGGUUUGAAGUUCUGGACCUCCUUACUCCUGAACUACUUGCUGAGUUGACUGUGAGCUCUGAAGCACGAUUUAACGUAGACAGGAUAAAUCAAAUCACUGAUACCCUCGUGGGCCGAAAUUUCAGCGACCUCAUUGCCUAUAUCACCCAAUUAAAUAAUGAAAUGUACAUGAUGAAUAUUACAUUUGGAAACACUACAGUGAGGCACCAAAUAUUGAGCAGAAUCCUGCAUCUGUUGGGACCCAUGUUUUCAUCGUUUAAUACCACUGACUAUGCUGAGUGGUUUCAGGACAGACUGUUUUUGCUGUUGCCCAGCAUCACAGGAAAAGAACUUGCCACUAUACCCAUCAACAUAACUUGUGAAUCCUAUCAAGCCAUAAUUAAAGUGUUUAACAGACUGUUAAUGAACUGGACAAUAACACAACUUCCAGAGAUUAGCAACUUUAGUAAAAAUAUCCUCAACUUCCAGCUCCACUCACCAGGCUCUGCAGGUAUUGCAUGUGGUGCCAACACAACUGGAAGCCGUGAAUGGAUACAAAAGAACUUCCUGAAAUUCUUGCACGGCUUGACUUACAGAGACUUCAAAACUCUGAACAAAAACUUCUCUGGAUUUGAAGUUUUGGAUUUCCUCACUCCUGAAGUACUUGCCGAAUUGACUGUGAGCUCUGAGGCAUGGUUCAACGCAGACAGGAUAAAUCAGAUCAUUGCUGCCCUCACGGGCCGAAAUUUCAGUGACCUCACUGCAUAUUUCACCCAAUUUAAUUAUGAAACACGUAUGAUGAAUAUUACAACUUUUGAAAACACCACAGUGAGGGAAUUGAUGUUAAGGAGGAUUAUAAGGCUGUUGCGACCUGCAUUUUCAUUUUUUAAUGCCGGUGACUACGCUGAGUGGUUUCAGAACAAAUUACACUUGUUGCUGCCCAGUAUUACAGGAAAUGAACUCGCAGUUAUACCUACCGACAUAACUUGUGAAUCUUACCAAGCAAUAAUUCAAGCACUGGACGCUAUGUACCCAAAUUUAUCAAAGUCACAACUCAAUGAAGUCUACAAUUUUAGUAAAACGUUUUUGAAUUUGCAGUCUGUCUUACAAGGAUUUAGAUAUGUUCCAUGUACUGCUAACACAACUGGACUUCGUGACUGGUUACUGCGAAACUUUCAUAAAUUCAUGGCACAAAUCACUUUCACAGACAUGCCAUUUCUGAACAGGAAGUAUUCUCUGUUUGAAAUAUUGGACCUGCUCAGCAUACCACAGCUCUCAGGACUGACUGUGCAAUCGUUGAAUAAUCCUGCGGGCAUCAACAGAAUCAUUGACAGCUUCAGCAAUAAAAGCUACUUUGACUUGAUCAGCUAUGUUACACAGUUUAUUCAAGACAUGAAAAUGAGAAACAUUACAGAAAUUCAACCACGGCCAACAAGAAACGCAAUGUUGACAGGGAUCGUAUCGCUGUUAAGAUCCUACUUUGCAAGAUUUAAUGAAACAGAUUAUGCUGAGUGGUUCCAGAACAGAUUACGGCUGCUGCUGCCUAGUAUCAAUUAUAAGAUGCUGGAGCUGAUACCCACUAAUAUAUCAUGUGACUCCUACCAGGCAAUAGUCAAAGGGCUGGAUAAUUUGUACCUAAGUUUCAGUCUGAAUCAGAGUAAGGAAAUCUACCUUUUCAGUAAACGUAUCCUGAAGUUCCAUCAAAGUUUAGAAGGUUCCCUGGGUAUUGCUUGUGCUGAGAGCUCUAAUGGAACCCGUGAAUGGAUGAUCAAAAAUUUUUUCAGAUUCGUCUCAGAAUUUAAUUUCAGAGACUUCACAGAUCUGAAUAAGAACUUCUCUGCUUUUGAAGUGUUGGACCUCUUCACUGCAAAACAACUGUCUGAAUUGACGCUGGAAUCUGAUGCAUUGAAUAACAUGAAUAAAAUCAUCCAGAUACUUAAUGUUCUCACGAGCAGAAAUUUCAGCAACUUGGUGAAUUACUUUGACCAAUUUGUUCAUGAAGCGCAAGAGAUGGGUAUAACAACAAUUCACAACCCGAUGAUAAGGAACGUAAUGCUGCAGAAAAUCUUUAUGCUGCUGAGACCACAUUUUCUGAUAUUUAAUGCACGUGAAUAUCUCGACUGGUUCCAGAAUAAAUUGCACCUGCUGCUCUUCAGUCUUACACGAGAUGAACUUGACACAAUACCCAACAACAUAACCUGCCAAUCUUACCAAGCUAUAGUGAAAGGACUGGACAAUUUAUAUUCAAAUUUUUCAAAAUCUCAACAAGAAGACAUCUACAAAUUUAUUAAAAGAUAUUUGACUCACCAGCGUGAUACAGCAGCAACUGCAUGCACUGCCAAUACGUAUGGAAGUAUAUCAUGGCUCCUGAUUAACUUUGGCAGAUUUCGGUCAUUUGUCACAUUCAGUGACCUCCUAGCUCUGAACAAGAACUUCAUUGGUUUCAUUGCGAGAGAAUUAUUGACAGUAACUCAACUGGGGCAGUUGGCUGGUGGUAAUGGAACACUGCAAAAUAUUUACGAAGUGCACCAGAUCCUCAGUAUUCUCACAAGUGACACUGUUACUGAGUUUAUUGAUGCAUUCAGCGCUGCAGUUCAUCAGAAUACCUUUUUUGCUCCUGGUGUCGGUGCAGCUUUAUUAGAAAAAGUCCUGAGACUUUCUCAGUCAAUACUUUCACAUGCCAACACUACCGAGAUCCAGAUCUGGUUUGACUCAAGGUUACAAGCACUGCUUCCCAGUCUCACUGAAAAAACCGUACCUUUGGUCUUUGUCUCCAAGAGCUGCAAAGGGUUCCAUAUCAUUGUCACAAUCCUGAACUCAAUAAGAGGGAAGCUGAAUAUCGCUGUUCAAAAAGCUAUAUAUAAAAACAUAGUGGCUUUUGAUAAAGUGUUCCCCCUUCUCUGCUAUGAGAACACCAGCUUUGUCUCUUAUCUACGCAACCAUUACCAAAUUUUUUCCAAAUUUCUAACCCUGAGGGAUACGUUUCUGCAGAUUCCUUCGGAUCACCUUAAUGAGGUGUUGAACACCAUUAAUCCUCGAGAAUUUGCUGAUCUGUUGAGCAAACCUGGAUUCAUUGAUGACAACAAGUUUCUGAUCACACUGUUAUCCCGCUACCUAUCCAGACAGAACUUGGAUACAUUUGUAGAUGAUUUCAAUGUAAUUAGCCAAGAUCGUCAACUGACACGUGAAAACCGAGCUGCGUUCUUAAGGGUUUUUUGGAUGUACUUUGCUACGGUGAUUCUGCCUGAAAACAAUGACACUGAGGUGGAUAAAUGGCUAAAUGUCAGAUUGCAGCCAUAUCUGCCAUUGAUCUCCACUGACCUCCUCACUUCGAACAUUACCCUGGGAAUUCCGUGCCUUCCCUACAGUAAAAUUGUUCGAACACUGAACGCUCGCUAUGCUGACCUAACCACAAUUGAACGGAAAGAAAUUUACAAUGGCAUCAAAGUUUAUUUACAAAAAGGUCCCAAGCCAAAAUGCUAUGAUGAAAAUAGUGUAGCCCUGAACUCCACUGCUUGGUUCGUUAACUACCUGGGACUAUUUAUGAAUCAAAUGUCACUGGCUGAUCUUCAGUCCUUCUUUGAUAAUGAAGAACAGAUUCGAGAGUUUGUUGUAAACCCUGAAAACCAGGCCCUUCUAGAAAAUCUGAAGUUAUCCACAGAAGUGUCCAGAUUCUUCAUUAACUUGCUGGUGAAGAAUGAAACAGUUUUUAAUGUUUCAAGUCUGCCAAAUUCUUUGGUUUGUUUUCUUCACGGCACCAAUAUACUUAGAUCCUUGAAUGCAGAGCAAACACUGGCCUUAAUUGAGAGGGUAAAUGAUGUCUGUGGGCCGGGAGGCUCAUCCAAUGGAACAGAUGAUGCAACAUUUCUGACAGAUGAGCAAAGGAAGCUCUCAAUACUUCUAGUGAGCAAGUUUACCAGUUUCUCAGCCAGCACUCUGAAUAGCUUGGGACAAACAGCUGUUGGACUAUCAUUCUCACAGAUUAGGAGUAUUGAUGGGAACAAUCUAGAGAACGCUCUGCCAAGCCUGAGUAAAGUUAAAGGCUGGAAUCUGGGCCAGGCUAAAAUAAUUGUGGCAAAGUUACUCAAUCAAAACUUCCAGGUCAAUAACUCACAGAACCUGCUGAACCUGGGCAGUUUAGUGUCUGGCAUUCCAAGCAGUGUGUUCGAACGCAUUGAUCCAGAGGUGUUCAAGGGGUUACUCUCAGAACCAACAUUUGUGGAAAAUAUUGGAGCAGCUCCGCAAACAUUAAGACUAAUCUGUGUUCUGCAGGUGCUGAGGAGUGAGAGAAACCCUCUAACCAUAGUGAAGACCAUUCCACCUGUUUUGGCCAAGGAAGUCCCACCUGUACUGUUAAAUUCAAACCUAACUCUUAAAGAUGUGAAUGACAAGCAAUGGGUUCCCAGUCAGGCUGCAGUGUUCUUUGAAAGCAUUAUCAGAAGCAGUAAUGAUUAUAAGAAAUUUUCGCCCUCUGUCCUGCAAGGCUUCAGCUGUGGUGCAGUAAAGACCCUAAAUUUUACUUCAUUUAUUGAGCUUGUUCAAUCCAUGAAGUAUAAAAGGGCUGUACUUGAUGAAAGCCAGCUCAGAUGUAUAUAUUUUAGACAAAAUGCCUACAGGACACCAGCUGACAUAAAUGUAUUCCCCGUGAAUGUUUUCCUAUAUUUCAACUCUGCAAAAUUCAGAAAAUCUCAAAACUGCAAGGCAUUCUUCAAAGCUGUUGGGAAAGCAAACAUUGAUAUGUUACCAAAAGGUUCAUCAAGAAGACACAAUCUGUUGGAUGAUGCCCUGACAUGUUUGGGAACUUCAGGCAGAAAUCUGACAAGGGACAGUGUGACAAUACUGGGCAGAUUGGUCUGUGACCUCCCUGGAUCAGUUAUCUCUCAAUCUGAUAUUUCCAUUUUGGAUGAAUUAAGGAAAUGUACUUCAUACUCGGAAAGUCAAAAGAGAGCAAUCGAAGGACUACUGAAGAGUGGAAAGACCAGAUACAGCACUCCUUCAACAUGGUCAUCAUCUACUAUAUAUGAACUGGGAUAUUUGCCUUUGACUUUGACUGACACAUGGAAAGAAGUAAAGGAGAUUGUCAUUAAAGAAGCACUCCCAAGAUUUAUCAAGAAAAUAAAAUCAUUGAAACCACCCAGUGAUGUCCUGGCAUUUAUAAAGCAGCUGGAUUUACAAAAAGAAUCAUACAAUACAACAAACUGUACAAUGGGGCAGAUAAAAGCAGAAGAAAUUAAUGAUUUGACCCCCGCCAUCUACAAUGUGAACCAGCUGGAUCUUUGUUUGAGUGAUCGUGUUUUGGACAACAAUAUCUUUCAACUGGGAACACUUUCCUUUGACCCUUCCCAGCUAGAAGUUCUGAAAAACAGAUUGCUACGGAUUUACCCUAAUGGGCUCCCCGAAGACCGGAUUCAAAUUUUGCAGAACAUAACCACGGUGUUCAAUGCAACAGAAGUCAGCAGCUGGAAUAUCAGUGAAGUUGACACUCUUUCAGAAUUGAUGAAACCCCAACUGGAAAACACCAUGGUUGUAUCUAUCAUAACAAGAUAUCUGCAGUUAGGUGGAACUCUAAAUGCUGUUACUUUGAAAGCUAUUGGCGGAGUAAACUUGUGCCUUUUGAAUGAGAGCCAGCUGAUAAUUUCAAACUUAAUGGAUGCUGGAGCUCUGGAUCUAUCUACUUGUCCACAGUCAACAAAAGACCUUCUUUACAUCAAAGCAUUGUCUGUCCUUGAAUUUGAACAAAGGAACACAAUCGCCUACUUCCAUCUAAUAAAACCCUAUCUAGGUGGAGUUUCCCUGGGAGAUCUUGAAGUCCUUGCAAAUAUUGAGGUGAACAUGAAUUUUGCAACCUUUGCAAACCUGAAUCCUCAAGUAGUAAAGAACCUGACUGCCCAAAAUCUGAUAGACUUGCUUGGGUACAACAUUCAAGCUCUUCAAGAUGGAGUCAAUGAAACUGUGGUGGUUGUUUGGGUGAACUCACACUUUGAAUCUGAAGUCAGACGGUUAGGGUUGUCAGGAGGGAUCCCAGAUCUUACACGAGAGCGAAUAUUUUGUGCAGACAAAAACAGGUAUGCGCUUGAUAACUUCCUAAGCAAUGUUAAUCCAGAGCAGUUCUGCAACUUUAACAUCACGGAAUAUGCCUGUGCUAAGCCUGAUCUACUGAAGCGAAGUUUAAAUAGUGAUAACUUGACAGAUAUUUUCUACUGCUUCGUUGGCAAAAUGGCUUUGAAUGCCACAGAUGAAACAGCAUUGAUUGUUUUCCUUCAGAAGUUUGAUGAGACCACACUAAAUAAAGCACUCGAUAAAUUCAAUAGGAAGACCCGAAAUACAGAAGGGAUUCCCAUAGAGACGAAGAUCACAUUUAUAAAUGCUCUGUGGGAGAUUGUGAGGAUCAAUGAAAACUUGACCAAUCCAGCCUUCCUGGCAAAAUGGUUCCAGGAGAGACUCAGACCAUUCAUUGCAGGCAUUUCCCGGUCAGCAUUGAGUCCUCUUCUGGCGAGAAACUUAUCCUGUGAUGGUUACCAAGCAGUUACAAAAGGACUGAGUGAAGGAUUCAGAGAAAUGUCACCAGAAAUGCGAAGGAUUGUACUGAAGGAGUGGAUCGUUAAUUAUCUUAAUACCACAGCAUUUCCCCUGGACUGUUAUGAAAACCGAAGCUUUGUUGUCUUCUUGAAGAGCACAUUUCAAAAUGUCAGUCACUUUCUAACUCUGACGAGUGUAUAUACUCUGAUGCCGCCUGAUGCUUUUUCCGAGGUGUUGAAAAUCAUCGAAGUCCGUGCAUUGGUUGAAGUUCUAAACAGGCCCGGAUUCAUUGAUAAUUACAGAAUUCUGACGAGCAUCUUAAUCCGUAUUCAACCAGUCCAAAAGUUGGCUGCACUUAUUCGUCAAUUCUUCUUGGAGAGUCACAAUAGAAAUAUUUCAGCUGCCAUCAUAGAGGGGAUACGGCUUGAGUUUUCCAGAAGCAUGUCUGGAUUUGGUGAUCCUGAGUUGGAUAAAUGGCUAAAUUCCACGCUAAUUCCAUCUCUGCCAUUGAUCAGUAGAUUCCUUUUCACGUCCAGAAAUAGAGAGCAAUUCCCCUGUUAUCCAUUCAAUAAAAUUGUUGCAACACUGAGUUUGUUCAAAGAGCAUCUGAAUUCCAGUGAUCAAGAAGCCAUAUAUGAAAACAUAUUAAAUUAUACCAGAGCAUUCCCACUUAAUUGUUAUGAAAACAACAGUUUUGCUCUCUACUUGAAGACCUAUUUCCAAAAUUAUUCCAACUUUCUAUCUCUGAAGGAUGCAUAUUCAGUGGUAUCUCCUGAACUUUUAGCUGAGGUGUUACAGAACACCAAUCCCAAGGAAUUGGCUGAUCUGCUGAGAAUGCCUGGAUUCAUCGAUGACUAUAAGAUUUUGAUUAGGCUCUUAGUCAAUAUCCGAUCCAGGAAAAAUCUGAAUUUACUUCUAACUGAAUUCAUCACCAAAACCCAAGAUGAAAAGCUUUUAGCUGCUGUCGUUGAGGGGGUACGGCUUGAGUUUCAGAAAAGCAUUUCUGGAGCCAAUGAUACAGAUGUAAAGGAAUGGCUUAAUGUUACACUAAUUCCAGCCCUGCCACUCGUCAGCACCACCCUCUUCAACUCUAAUAAUAGCCGAAGGCUUCAAUGCUUUUUACUUGAAAAAAUUGUUACAGUACUGAGCUUAUUCAAACAGCAGCAAAAUCUCUACGAUCAGAAAGCCAUAUAUAAAAACUUGCUGGCUUAUGCAAAAGUAUUUCCUUAUCAAUGCUAUGAAAACAGCAGUUUUAUCCUCUACCUGAAGAACUAUUUCCAAAGCUACUUCAAUUUUCUAACUCUGAAGGACGCAGUUUCGCUGCUUCCUCCUGAUCGUGAAACUGAGGUGCUAAAUAAUAUUGAUGUCAAUGAAUUGGUCAGUCUGCUGAGCACACCUGGAUUCGUUAAAGACGACAAUCUCUUAACAAAGUUGGUGCUAAAAAUCAGACCCAUCCAGAAUCUAACUCUGUUUUUAGAGGCUUUCGCCAAUGCAACCCAGAACGCAAAUCUUUUAAGUGCUCUGAUGGAGGGUGUGUGGAUUUUGUUUACGGAAAGCUUCCCUGAACUCUCUGAUGCAGAAGUGGAGGAGUGGCUUAAUGUCAGACUAGUCCCGUAUCUGCCAUUUCUCACCACACCUGCUUUGGUUUCCAGCAGCACGCUACGAGUCCCAUGUCUUCGCUACAGAAGAAUUGUAAAUGCACUGAAUGUUCAGUUGCCAAAGUUACACUCAGAAAAACGGACAGAAAUCUACAAUGGGAUCAAAGCUUACUUGCUACAAGAACCCAAGCCAAAAUGCUACAAUGCAAGUGAUCCAGUCCUGAACUCCACUGCGUGGUUCUCUCAAUAUCUAGGACUGUAUUUGAGUCAAGUUUCACUCGCUGACCUUCAAUCAUUCACUGAUAAUGAAACAUUGCUUCAAGUGUUCGCAGCAAACGCAAAAAACCUGAAACUUGUAGAACGUUUGGCGUUAUCGGAUGAAGUAUCAACAGCCUACAUUAACUUACUGGUUAAAAACAAUCCAAAUUUUAAUACUUCGAGUCUGCCAAAUUCCCUGCUGUGCUUCAUUACCAAAACUAAUCUGCUUCAGAAAUUGACUGCACAGCAAACGUUGGCUUUAGUCGAAAGGAUAAACAGAGUCUGCGGGCUUAAUCUAACAUCCAACACAUCUACCAAUGGUACGGUACCUCCUGAAGAGCCAACAGAUGAGCAAUUAAAGUUGGCAGUUGUUCUAGUGGGCAAAAUCGACAACUUUUCAGUCAGCACUUUGAAUACCCUGGGGCAAACUGCUGUUGGACUGUCAUUGUCACAGGUUGACAAUAUUGAUGGGAACACUCUGGAGCAAGCCCUGCCAAGUCUGGGCAAUGUCAGAGGCUGGAAUAUUGGACAGACUAGUUCAAUAGUAAACAAGUUACUCACUAGUGGCUUCCAGGUCAAUAACCCAAGCCGUCUGCUGGGUCUGGGAAGCCUGGUGACUGGAAUUCCCAGUGGUGCGUUCCGACGCAUAAAUCCUCAGAUAUUCAUCAGUGUUAUCUCAAAUGUGAGAUUUGUUGAGAAUAUCGGAAGAGCACCACAAUCGAUACGGCAGAUCUGUGUUCUGCAGGUGCUGAGGAAUGUGGAGAAUCCAGUGACAACAGUGAAGGCAAUUCCAUCAGUUCUUGCCGCAGAGGUUCCACCUGUCCUGUUAAAUUCCAACCUAAGCCUCAGUGAUGUUAAUGAUAAAGAGUGGACUCCCAGUCAGUCCGCUGUGUUCUUUGAAAGGCUGGUCAGAUACAACAACAAUUUUGAGAUAUUUUCAGUCGCUGUCCUGCGAGGUUUCAGUUGUGGAGCAACGAAAGCCCUGGAUUUUCAGACAUUUUUGAAGCUUGUUCAAGCAAUGAAGGUUAAAGGGAUUAUGCUCGAUGAAAGUCAGCUUCAGUGCAUUUCCGGCAGACUUGCUUCUGAAAGUAUGAAAGUGCCCUUGGAUGCCUUGCCUGGGGAUGUUCUGCUGUUCAAUUAUCAAUACUUCAGGGCUUCAUACAAUUGCCAGGAUUUCUUCAAACUACUUGCGAAAUCAAAUGUCAACAUCUUAAGAAAAGUAUUAGCGAGAGAGCGAAAUAUUCUGAAUGAUGCUAGAAUUUGUUUGGGAGUUAUGAGCAGGAACCUGACCAGGGAAGACUUGACAGUACUGGGUGGAUUGGUCUGUGACAUUGAUGGAUCCAUUAUCAGGGCAUCUGAUCUUUCCGUUCUGGAUGCCUUAAAGAAUUGUGUCUCCUUUAGAGAUGAUCAGAAAGAGGCAAUUGAAAUCCUCCUCAGAAGUGGAAAGAGCAGAUAUGGUUUACCUCCAUCAUGGUCGUCAUCUACAAUACAAGAGCUUGGAAAUCUUCCUUUGGCAUUGACCGAAACAUGGAGUCAAAUAAACAGGCCGACCCUUAAACAAGCCCUGCCAAGAUUCCUCAAGAAAAUAAAAAGAUUCAGACCACCUGGAGAUGUGCUGAUAUUUAUUGCUCAGCUCAAACUACGAGGAAGCUCCAACAAUACUAGAACCUGCACAGAGGGAGGAAUAGCACCAGAAGACAUCGAUGACUUCAUACCUGCGGUCUAUGAUGCAGCCCAGUUGGACCUUUGUUUGAGUGAUGCUGUGCUGAGAGAUGGUAUUCUCCAACUGGGAUCUCUUGCCUUUGACCCAACUCAGCUGAAAGUUCUGAAAAAGAAACUCCUGCAGAUUUAUCCCAACGGCCUUCCAGAAAGCCAGAUUCAACUGUUGGGCAACAUCUCCACUGUAUUUAAUGCAACAGAAGUCCGCAGUUGGAAUAUCACUCGAGAGGAAACGCUUUCAGCAUUACUGGCACACAAGCUGGAAAACACAAUGGUUAAAGCCAUCAUUGGAAGAUACCUGCAGUUAGAUGGUAGUCUUAAUGUAGUUUCUUUGAAAGCUAUUGGUGGAAGAAACUUGUGCACUUUGGAUGAAGAACAGCUGAUGAAGAUUUCAAACCUAACGGAUGCAGGCGCUCUGGAUUUCACCACAUGUUCUCAGCCCAUUAAGAACCUUCUUUACAAUCAGGCCAUCCUUGAACUGAAUGCUCAGCAACAAAACCCAAUUGCAUACUAUCAGCUGAUAAAGGUGUAUCUCGGUGGUGCCUCAACUUUGAAUUUAAGGUUUCUUGCAAAUAAUCGAGUUAACAUGGACUUUGCAACUUUCAAGAAUUUGAAUCCGGAAGAAGUGAAGGGUCUGAGUGCCCAGAAUCUGAUUGACUUGCUUGGAUUUAACCUUCGAGCUCUUCGACGUGGAGUGAAUGAAACCGUAGUUCAAGUUUGGGUGGCCUCGCACAAUGAGUCUGAAGUCCGGAAAGUUGGGCUGCUUGGAGAUUUUCCAGAAGUCCAGCCUACUGACAGGCCUGGUAAUGCCACAGGUAACGAUACAAGAUUGUGUGCCGGUGUGAACAGUUUGGCUUUGGGCAAUUUCCUGACUAAAGUUAACACAAGCCAUACCUGCAGCUUCAGUAUUGCGCAGUUUGCUUGCGCAGAGACUCCUCUGCUGAUUUCACAUCUAAGCAGUGACCUCUUGUCAGACAUCUUUCUGUGCUUCACUGGUCCAAAGGCUCUGAAUAGGUCAGAUGAAACUGCCCUGACUGUUUUCAUUCAGAAGCUUGACAGAGCCACAUUGAUGGAGGCACUGUACAUGUUCAACAACAGGACUCAGAACACAACAGUAAUUCCCCUGAUGACAAAGAUGACAUUUAUGAAUGCCCUGUGGGAGGCUGUGAGAACCAGUGAAAACUUAACAAGUACCAUCUUCCUGAGAAAGUGGUUCCAGAGACAAUUCCGGCCGUUCAUUGCUGGCAUUUCUCAGUCAGUGUUGAGACCUCUUCUGAGAAGAAAUCUAAGCUGUGAAGGUUAUCGAGCAGUCCUAAAUGGCCUCAAUUAUGGAUUCAGUGAUAUGCCACGUGAAACAAAAGAGACUGUGCUGAGAGUAUGGAUCCUUGGUUACCUCAACACCACAGCAUUCCCACCACGUUGUUAUGUAAAUGGCAGCUUUACAAACUACCUGAACAGCAAUUUCCAAAGUUUCUCCAAAUUGCUCAAACUGACAGAUGCAUUUUUCUUUAUUCGUGAGUUGCUCAAUGUUACCGAUCCCCGUGAAUUGGCUGAUGUGCUGAGCAUGCCAGGAUUCAUCAAUAACAAUCGGAUCCUGACCUCAGUGUUGGUCUCUAUCCAACCCAUUCAGAAACUGGCUUCAUUCAUAGAUCAAUUCAAUGAAAAUACCCAAAAGAGUAAACUGUCUGCUGCCAAUCGAGCUGCAAUCAUAGAGGGUGUGUGGCCUCAGUUUUCCAGCAGUUUAGCUGCGCUAAAUGACACCGAGGUAGAUAAAUGGCUUAAUUUCAGGCUGACACCAUAUCUGCCAUUUAUCACCUUUACCCUCUUGUCUUCCGACAACAGCCUGAGGAUUGGAUGCCUGACGUACCAGAAAGUCGUAAGAACGCUGAAUGCUCCGUACAAAGAACUUACUGUGGACAAACAGAAGGAAAUCUAUGACGGCAUCAAAUCCUAUCUACAGCAAGAUCCCAAACCGAAAUGUUACAAUGCAAGUGAUCCAGUCCUGAACUCCACCGCGUGGUUCUCUCAAUACCUGGGACUGUACUUGAGUCAAGUCUCACUCUCUGACCUUCAAUCAUUCACUGAAAAUGAAACAUUGCUUCAAGUGUUCGCAGCAAACACAGAAAACCUGAAACUUGUAGAAAAUUUGAUGUUAUCGGAUGAAGUCUCAACAGCCUACAUUAACUUACUGGUUAAAAACAAUCCAAAUUUUAAUGCUUCAAGUCUGCCAAACUCCCUUCUGUGCUUCAUUACCAAAACUAACCUGCUUCAGAAAUUGACUGCACAGCAAACCUUGUCUUUAAUCGGAAGGAUAAAUAGAGUCUGCGGGCUUAAUCUAACAUCCAACACGUCUACCAAUGUUACAGUACCUCCUGAAGAGCCAACAGAUGAGCAAUUGAAGUUGGCAGUUGUUCUAGUGGGCAAAAUCGACAACUUUUCAGUCAGCACUUUGAAUACCCUGGGGCAAACUGCUGUUGGACUGUCAUUGUCACAGGUUGACAAUAUUGAUGGGAACACUCUGGAGCAAGCCCUGCCAAGUCUGGGCAAUGUCAGAGGCUGGAAUAUUGGACAGACUAGUUCAAUAGUAAACAAGUUACUCACUAGUGGCUUCCAGGUCAAUAACCCAAGCCGUCUGCUGGGUCUGGGAAGCCUGGUGACUGGAAUUCCCAGUGGUGCAUUCCGACGCAUAAAUCCUCAGAUAUUCAUCAGUGUUAUCUCAAAUGUGAGAUUUGUUGAGAAUAUCGGAAGAGCACCACAAUCGAUACGGCAGAUCUGUGUUCUGCAGGUGCUGAGGAAUGUGGAGAAUCCAGUGACAACAGUGAAGGCAAUUCCAUCAGUUCUUGCCGCAGAGGUUCCACCUGUCCUGUUAAAUUCCAACCUAAGCCUCAGUGAUGUUAACAAUAAAGAGUGGACUCCCAGUCAGUCUGCUGUGUUCUUUGAAAGGCUGGUCAGAUACAACAACAAUUUUGAGAUAUUUUCACCUGCUGUCCUGCGAGGCUUCAGUUGUGGUGCAACAAAAACCCUGGAUUUUUCGUCAUUCCUGAAGCUUGUUCGAGCAAUGAAGGUUAGGGAAGUCGUGCUUGAUGAAAGUCAGCUGGAGUGUAUUUCCGGUAGACUGGCUUCUAAAACAACUGUAGUAUCCUUGGAUGUUUUGCCUGGGGAUGUUCUGCUAUUCAAUUAUCAGUACUUCAGGAAAUUUUACAAUUGCCAGGAUUUCUUCAAAUUACUUGGGAAAUCGAACAGCAACAUCUUAAGAAAAGUAUCAGCAAGAGAACAAAAUAUUCUUAAUGACGCCAAAACCUGUUUGGGAGUUAUGAGCAGGAACCUGACCAAGGAAGACUUGACAGUACUCGGUGGAUUGGUCUGUGACAUUGAUGGAUCUGUUAUCAGGGCAUCUGAUCUUUCGGUUCUGGAUGCCUUAAAGAAUUGUGUCUCCUUUAGAGAUGAUCAGAAAGAGGCAAUUGAAAUCCUCCUCAGAAGUGGAGGCAGCAAAUAUGGUUUGCCUUCAUCAUGGUCAUCAACUACGAUUCAAAACCUCGGAAAUCUUCCAUUGGCAUUGACUGAGACAUGGAAUCAAAUAAACAAGCCGACCCUUAAACAAGCCCUGCCAAGAUUUCUCAAGAAAAUAAAAAGAUUCAGACCACCCGGAGAUGUGGUGAUAUUUAUUGCUCAGCUCAAACUACGAGGAAGCUCCAACAAUACUAAAACCUGCACAGAGGGAGGAAUAGCACCAGAAGACAUCGAUGACUUCAUACCUGCGGUCUAUGAUGCAGCCCAGUUGGACCUUUGUUUGAGUGAUGCUGUGCUGAGAGAUAAUGUUCUUCAACUAGGAUCUCUUGCCUUUGACCCAGCUCAGCUGAAAGUUCUGAAAAAGAGACUUCUGCGGAUUUAUCCCAAUGGCCUUCCAGAAAACCAGAUUCACUUGCUGGGCAACAUCUCCACUGUAUUUAAUGCAACAGAAGUCAGCCGUUGGAACAUCACUCAAGUGGAUACACUUUCUGCACUAAUGACGCAACAGCUGGAGAAAACAAUGGUUAUAUCCAUUAUUACAAGAUUUCUUGAGUUAGGUGGCAAUCUUAAUACAGUUACCUUGAAAGGCAUUGGUGGACCCAAUUUGUGCACUUUGAAUCAAGAACAACUGAAGACAAUUUCAAACUUGACCGAUGCUGGAGCUCUGGAUCUUUCUACGUGCACACAGGAAAAGAAACGUUUGCUGUAUGAUUUGGCUGCCGCUGCUCUGAGCUCUCAACAAGCUGACCCAAUCCCUUAUUUCCAGCUGAUAAAAACAUAUGUUGGUGGUGCCCGAGCAGAUGAUCUGAGGUUUCUUGCAAAUAACCAAGUUAACAUGGAUUUUGCAACCUUCAAGGGAUUGGAUCCUGAAGAAGUAAAGAAACUGAAUGCUGACACUCUGAUCAAUUUACUUGGAGUUUACCUUCAAGCUUUACGGAAUGGAGCAAAUGAAACUGUAGUAGUUGUUUGGGUCGCCUCAAACAGAGAGUCUGAAGUGAGGAAACUUGGACUGACCGGAGGUAUUCCAGAUACUGCAUUCUGUAGAACAAUAGACAGUUCACGAUUGAAGACUUUACUGCUUAAUGUUGAUGUGACCCAACUCUGCAAUUUCAGUAUUACAGAGUAUGCCUGUGUAGAGACUGAACUCCUGCUCUCCCGUUUAAGCAGUGAUGACUUAGCCAAUGUAGUUGAUUGUUUCAUUCGUCCAAAAGCUGUCAACAGAUCCGAUGAACCUGCACUGACCAACUUCAUUCAGAAAUUUAAUAGAACCAUGUUGACUGAGGCUCUAGACAAAUUAAACAACAAGGGUCUGAACACAGCUUUAAUCCCCCUGAUGACAAAGAUUACAUUUAUGAAUGCCCUUUGGGAGAGAGUGAAGACCUUUGAAAACUUAACAAGUGUAAACUUCUUGAGAGAAUGGUUCCAGGAUCGAUUCAGGCCAUUCAUUGCUGGCAUUUCCCAGUUUGUGCUAAACUCUUUACUCACAAGAAACAUAACCUGCAGUGGCUACCAAGCAGUUGUAAAAGGACUGAAUAAUGGAUUCAAGGAGAUGCCAUUGGAGACAAGAAAGACUGUGCUAAAUAUGUGGAUCCUUAAAUACCUCAACACCACAGGUACUGGUUGUAUCAGCAAUACCAAUGGAUCUAGAGACUGGCUUUUGAAGAACUGGGGAAUGUUCGGUACCCUUGUUCAGACAGAGAUUUUAACCAAAUGGAAUCCAAGCUUCAACCCGCUUGAUGCAGUGGACUUACUGACACCUUCACAACUUGGAGAGUUUGCUGGCAAGAAUGGAUCAUUGCGCAGUGCUGAUGAUGUUCAGAAGAUUUUCAAGAGCAUCACUACUGAUAAUAUUGCUCAGUUCAUCAAGGAGUUCAGGGCAACUCAGAGACAGAAUGCUGCGAUUUUCACUCCUGGUGUCAGAACAUCAUUCCUGCAAGAAAUUCUGAACCGUACACAACCAAUUUUUUCAACUGCCAAUGUCACUGAACUUCAGAUCUGGUUUAACACAAGGCUGCAAGGAUUACUUCCAGGACUCCAAGAAAACAUGUUGCCCUUAAUCUUUGUCACCGAAAACUGCAAGGGAUUUCAGACCAUAAUUUUGGCACUGAACUCUGUCAAAGAGCAGCUGAAUACAAAUGUUCAACCAGCUGUGUAUAGAGAAAUAUUGGCUUACACUAAAGAAGUACCUCUGCGCUGCUAUGAAAAUAACAGCUUCAUCCUCUACCUGAAGAGCCAGUUUCAAAAUUUCUCCGAGUUUCUAACUCUGUCCGAUGCUCUGUCGUUGGUCCCGUCCAGCCAAAUUGCUGAGGUAUUAAAUGCCACAGGUCCCAGUGAUUUGGCUGAUUUAUUGAGCAGGCCAGGGAUCAUUAAUAACAACAACUUGCUGACUCUUGUGUUAACGAAUUACCAACCCAUCCAGAAACUGGCAGAAUUUGUGGAUCUGUUCAACCAAAAGACACAAAAUGAAAAUCUGACAGAUGCAAACCAAGCUGCCAUCGUAAAGGGUCUUUGGCCUCAGUUUGUAAUCAGCUUACCUGGUCUCAGUCGCAUAGAACAGGAUAAAUGGCUGAACUUUAGGCUAAAUCCCUAUUUGCCUUUCAUCACCAAUGACCUCCUCGUUUCCAACAACACCCUUGAAGUCGAGUGCCUUCCUUACAGGAAAAUUGUAAAAACAUUGAGUAGUCGCUAUAGUGACUUUUCCUCUGACAAAAAAGUGGAAAUCUACCAGGGCAUCAGAACUUACCUACAGCAAGAUCCUCAACCAAAAUGCUACAGUGUUACCGAUCCUGUCUUGAACUCCACUGCUUGGUUCACUCAUUACUUGGGACUCUUUAUGAAUCACGUGUCCCCAACAGAUCUUCAGUCUUUCGCCAAUGAAUCAAUUCUUCAAGACUUUGCAGCAGACUCUGAAAAUGAGGCACUUCUAAAUAACCUGACACUAUCCGUUGCUGUCUCAAAGUUCUAUAUUAAUUUGCUGGUGACUAAAAAUCAAAAUAUUAAUAUUUUGGGGAUUCCAAAUUCCCUGAUUUGCUUCAUUUCCGACACAAAUUUACUUGAAAAUGUGAAUGGAGAACAAGCAUUGCGUAUUAUUGAAACGGUGAACAAGCACUGUGAGAUCGACAUAUCAUCUGAAGCAGCAGCUGACGAACAGAUUAAGCUGUCAAGGUCAUUGGUGAAUAAAAUUUCAAACUUGUCAGCCACCACACUGACUAACUUGCAACAAUCCGCUGUGGGGCUCUCAGUGACACAGAUUGAAAAUAUCGAAGCUGCUAAUGUCGAGAAAUCUUUGCCAAGUCUGAGUAGUGUCAGAGGCUGGAACGUUGGCCAAUCCAACCAAAUUAUAACCAAGUUAUCAAGUACUGAUUUCCAGUUCAAUGAUAGGAACAAUCUGGUCAGGCUGGGAACCUUGGUGACUGGUGUUUCGGUUAGUAUGUUUCAACGUGUUGAUCGUACUGUGCUUGCCAGCGUGACCACCGAUGUUACAUUCAUCAGCAAUAUUCAAGAGGCACUGCAACCUACUCAACAGUUUAUAACACUACAAGUUUUGCAGACGGAAAAUAACCGAGUAAGCGCUGUAAAGAAAAUUCCAAGCGCUUUAGUUAAGGAGAUCCCGCCCACAUUUCUCACUUCAGAUCUAAAUCUUCAGGAUGUCAAUAAUAAACAGUGGGUACCCAGUCAGGCUGCUGUGUUCUUUGGAAAUAUCGUGAGUAAAAAUAAGAAUUUUGAAAUAUUCUCACCCUCUAUCCUGCAAGGUUUCAGUUGUGCUGCAGCAGUAUCUCUGAAUGACCCCACAUUUUUCCAGCUUCUUGGAGCAAUGAAGAAGAAGAGGGCUGUGCUUGAUGAAAGUCAGCUAAGCUGUAUGGCUUACAGACUCACUUCUAAUGGAACGCCAUCAUCCAUAGACGAUUAUCCUGAGGAUCUUCUUUUGUUUUUCAACUCUGCUGACUACAGAACAUCUAAAAACUGCAAGAGAUUCUUUAGAGCAAUUGGAAGGUCAAACUUUGAUAUCUUACGAAAAGGUUCAGGCCGGCGACAAAGAUUACUUGAAAAUGCCUUCAUAUGCUUGGGCAUUGACGGUAGAAGUCUGACAAGGGAGGACGUUGCAGUUUUAGGACGCUUGACCUGUGAUCUUCCAGGAUCUGUUAUUUCUAAUUGUGAUGUUACCAUUUUGGAUCCAUUGAGAGAAUGCACCUCAUACUCAGAUGAUCAAAUGACUGCAAUUGAAUACCUACUUACCAACAGAGCCAGCAGAUAUGGUUUCCCUCGUUCUUGGUCAACCAGUACUGUGAAUAAUCUCGGAAAUCUUCCUUUGGCUUUAACCUCAGUCUGGAGUCAAGUGAAUCCGUUUGUCUUUAAUGUAGCCCUCCCAAGGUAUAUCAAGAAAGCGAAAAAGUUUAAAAGACCGAGGGACAUAAUAAGAUUCUUCAAGCAGCUCAGAAGACGAAGAAUUUCAAAGCGAGCAACUGGCUGUACUGUUGGAGAAAUAACGGUUGGAGGCAUUAAUGAGCUGACCCCAGUCAAUUAUGAUGCUGAUGAACUGGAGGCCUGUUUGAAUAACAAUGUACUAAAAGACAACUUGGAGACAUUGGGAACUCUUGAUUUUAAUACUGAUCAGCUCAACGUUCUGAAAAGCAAACUCAGCCUGAUUUACCCCAAUGACCUACCGGAAAACCAGAUUCAGCUGCUUGGGAACAUAUCCACUGUGUUCAAUGUGACAGAAAUCAGCAGCUGGAAUAUCACUCAAGUUGAAACACUUUCUGCUUUAAUGGCACAGGAACUGGAAAACACAACGGUUGCAGCCAUCAUUACAAGAUAUCUCCAGAGUGGCAGUACUCUUGAUGCAGUUUCAGUGAAAGCUAUUGGCGGAGCAAACUUGUGCACCCUGAAUGAAACCCAGCUCAUGACCAUUUCAGAAUUAAUGAAUGCUGGUUCUCUGGAUAUCUCCACAUGCAGUCAGUCAAAGAAAAGACUGCUUUACACUCAAGCACUGAAAGAGCUAACAUCUCGGCCAAAUAACACCAUUACCUACUUCAAUCUUAUAAAGCCAUUCCUCAGUGGUGCCAAUGCAAGUGAUCUGAGUGAACUUGCAAAAGAUAAUAUCAACAUGGACUUCACAACAUUUACAAAUCUGAAUCCUGAAGAAGUGGUGAAACUUACUGCCAAUCAGUUACAAAGCUUGCUCGGAAUUAACCUUCCUGCUCUUCAAACUGGAGCUAAUGAAACUGUCGUGUUAGUGUGGGUGAACUCACACUUUGAAUCUGAAGUAAGGGCUGUUGGGUUGACUGGAGGAAUCCCAGAUCCAUCAUCAGAUCCCCAACUUAACUUUAUGUGUGGCAACAGUACAUUUAAUGAAACAGCAUUCUGUGCAGCCGUUAACAGUUCUGUUGUGAAUGAAUUCUUGAUGACGGUUAAUGAGUCCCAGCUCUGCGACUUCACCGUUAGAGACUAUGCAUGUGCUCAGAAUAAUCAACUGGGAAGUCUAACCAGUGAUCAUCUGACAACCUUAUUUCAUUGUUACACUUCAACGAAGGCUCUACAGAAGCAAGAUGAAACUGCACUGGGCAUUUUUAUUCAGAAGCUUGACGAAACGAUCCUUAAUGAGGCACUGGAUAAAUUUAACAACAAGACUCAGAACACAGCAUCAAUUCCUUUGAUGACAAAGAUCACAUUUAUGAAUGCACUGUGGGAGACUGUGAAGACCAGCGAAAACGUGAACAGUUCUGCUUUCCUGACAAAAUGGUUCCAGGAGCGUUUCAGACCAUUCAAUGCUGGCAUCUCCCAAGUGGUGCUGAACUGUCUGUUGAUACGAAACCCAACUUGCAAGGGAUACCAAGCAGUCUUGAAAGGACUGAAUAGCGCAUUUGGAGAGAUGCAACAGGCAAUGAGAGAAACAGUAUUAAAAGUAUGGAUCCUUGGCUACCUCAACAGCACAGGUGCAGGAUGUAUCAACAACACAAAUGGAUCAAGAGACUGGCUACUGACAAACUGGGGAAUGUUCAGACACCUCAUUAAUAUUGAGACUUUUACUACCCUGAAUUCCAAUUUUAAUGCAUUUGAUGCCCUGGAUCUCCUCAGUUCAAGACAUCUGUCUGAGCUAACGACGAACUCUUUGAACAACGUGAAUAACGUCAGUGAAAUCCUUGAUGCGGUUGCUAGCAGAAACUUCACUGGACUGAAGGAAUACAUGAAGUACUUUGUUGCAGAUGCAAAAAUGAGGGGUAUUCAAGCUAUUCAGAACACAGCUGUAAGAGACAUCAUGUUGACUAGGAUCAUGCAACAGUUAGAAGCCCAGUUUCCAGCAUUUAAUGCCACAGACUAUGCCAAAUGGUUCCAGACUAACUUGCAGCUUCUGCUGCCCAGCAUUCGAUCGAGCAAUCUCAACCUCAUACCUUUGAACAUAAGCUGUGAGGCAAACCAAGCCAUAAUUAAAGGACUGGACAAUGUUUAUCCGAGUUUAUCAUCGUCGCAGAUUAAAAAUGUUAACACAUUUAUAUCAACUUACCUCUCCAACCAGCUUAACACAACAGGUACUGCAUGCACUAAAAACGUUGCUGACAGCCGAGACUGGAUACUAAAGAACUUCGGCCAAUUCCGGUCCCAAUCUCAAUACAGUGAACUAACAUCUCUGAACAGCAAUUUUACGGGACUUGAUGUUGUAGAUUUGCUCACCGUCAAACAACUUGCCCAAUUAUCUGCGAGCAGAGGAAUUCUGAACAAUUCUGUCGAUGUACAGAAGAUCAUGAACAGGAUCUCAGUCAAUGAUAUUACUCAAUUCAUGGAUGUUUUCAGUCAAGAGGCAAAGCAGAACAAUAUAUCAUUGUCCCCAGCGGUGGCAACCAUUUUAUUGAGUGGAGUCCUAAACACUGCUGAACCAAUAAUUUCCAGUUCCAAUGAAAGAGAGCUUCAGAUCUGGUUAGAUACUAGACUUGAACUUCUGAUUCCACAACUGAAUGGAAAUCUGACCAAAAUGCUUCUGACCAAUAUCAGCUGCAGUGGAGCUCCAAUCGUAGUACGGACUCUGAAUGUACACAUUUUGAAGUUUCCAGAAAAUGUUCAGCGACAAAUGUACAACAGCAUUAGAGAUUAUCUCAGUGCAGGUCCCAAACCAAGAUGUUAUAAUGCAAGUGAUCCAGUAUUAAACUCUACUGCUUGGUUUGCCAAUUAUUUUGGGAAAUUUCUGAUUUAUACAAGCACAGAUGACUUGGCUUUGCUGACAGAUAUGGAAACAUUGAAGCUAUUUGCAGCCGACCAGAAAAAUCUGUUUCUUCUGAGGAGUCUUAAUCUACCAAAGGAAGUGCAAAGCUUUUAUGCCAACGCUCUAUUCACAAAUGUGAACAUUAAUGUCACAAGCAUUCCUGACAGCUUGGUUUGUUUUAUUGUCGGCACACCUUUGGUUCAAUCUUUAAACACUGAGGAGGCUUUCGCUCUGCUUGUAAAAUCGAACGAAGCCUGCCAGAGCCCAAGCACUAAUGAAACUGCGCCAACAGAUGAUCAGAUACAGCUUGCAGAUGCUCUAGUGGGUAAAAUCUCCAACUUCCCAUCUGAUAUGCUUAUCGAUCUGGGCCAGUCGGCUGUUGGACUAACAAUAACACAGAUCGAUACUCUCAACGGUACUGAUGUUCGCGAAGCUCUGGGCAGUCUGGGUAAUGUUAGAGGCUGGACUCGUGGAAAAGCCAAUGCAUUGGUCACAAAGUUGAUCAUUGCUAACUUCCAGUUUAACAAUGUUGAAAACUUGUUGAAAAUGGGAACCUUGGCAUCUGGUCUUACAAGUGACAGGUUGAAAACUAUCAAUAGCAGUGUGAUCGCCCUAGCCGUUGAUAAUACAGUCUUUGUAGAAAAUAUAUUGCUUGCUCCAGAACCGUCACAACAAAUUGUUGUUCUAAAGAUUAAUGAAUCUUCAAGUAAUCUCACAACAUUUAUACAGAAUGUUCCAGACAUGCUUGCAACUAAAAUUUCUUUGCCUCAACUGAUUUCCAAAGAUAUCAAUCUGAAUCUUGUGAACAACAAGCAAUGGGAGCCAUACCAAGCUGCUGUGUUUUUUGGGACUUUGACAGAAAAUCGUAACCUAAACUUCAGUGUCGCAUCAUCCUCUGUGCUGCAAGGUUUCAGUUGUGCAGCAGGAACCACGUUGACCAAUGAACAAUUCCAAAAGUUUGUUGAAGCCACUAAAGAUAGGGCUUCACUGAGCACUGAUCAGCUGAUAUGCAUGUUUAGAAGAUUGAUUGCCAUUGGAACACCGCAAACCACUUCUAAGCUACCAGCAGAUGUCCUGAUAUACUACACCCCUGAAGCAUUCCAACCUGAAAAUUGUACAAGCUUCUUCCGUGCUGUUGGGCGUGCCAACCUUAAUGUUCUGUCAAGAGAAUCUCAAGAAAGGAAGAAUCUAUUAAAAGAAGCUAAUAGCUGCUUGAAUAUUUCAGGUGAAGGCUUGUCAAGAGAUAAUGUGAUGAUACUGAAUAAUCUAGUCUGUGACUAUGAUGGCGACAUUACCAAAGCGGAUAUUUCUGUAUUAGAGGCUUUGAAAAAUUGCAAUGAAUAUACAUCUGAUCAACAGAAUGCAAUUAAUACCUUGCUUAAUAAUAGAACACACAUAUAUGGUGAUAUCUCCACAUGGAAUACAUCCACCCUAGAAAAUUUGGGAGCACUUGUGUUUGCUCUGAAUGGAAAUACGUGGAAGAAAGUGAAGGAGACUGUUGUCUUAGAUGGCUUGAAAACAUAUGUGGGGAGACAAUCCAAUUUCCCAGUUCAAAGACGGCGAGAUUUGCUCCAAAGGCUGUCCUUGCAAACAAGAUCAAAACGUGCAACAGGAUGUACAAUUGGUGAAAUAACAGGAUCUAUGACAUUUGACAGCACGCUACCUGCGCAAUACGGAGCAGCAGAUUUAGAAAAAUGUCUGAAUAACACUGUUCUAAAGGAUUACCUGUUUCAGCUUGGAAGUCUUGCUUUCUCUGAAGCACAACUUGGAGUUUUAAAGGAAAAAUUAAAUCAGACUUAUCCAAGUGGAAUUCCAGAAGACAAGAUUCAAUUACUGGGAUAUAUUACUUCUGUGUACACCUCUACUGAUGUUAACAUUUGGAAUGUAACCGAACCAGAGACCCUUUCAGCUGCACUGCCAAACAGCCAGAGUGAUGACGUGAGCAAAGCCAUUGUGUCAAGAUAUUUAGAUGCAUCUGGAAUAAUAGAUACAACUGUGCUGAACAUUAUAGGUGGUAGGGUGUUGUGCCUUCUUGAUGAAAAUCAACUAAACAAAAUUAGUCCUACUGAUAUUAGCAAUGCAAAUCCACUGAAUAUUUCCUCAUGUUCUCCAUCAAAGAAAUUAAUAAUUUACAGAAAAGCAAAGAGUGUGAUUGAGUUACAAAACAGUGAUCCAGUCAUCUACUAUAACCAGAUGAAAACAUACUUUGGUGCUGCAAAUUCUGCUCACUUGCAGACUCUGGCUUCAAAGAAAAUCAAUAUGGAUCCCUCCGUAUUCCUGGCUCUAAAUCCUGCGGCUUUAAAAAAACUUAGUGCCAAUGAGUUGAAAAAUUUGCUUGGAAUUAACCUUCCCACUGUUAAAACUUACGAAAAUACCACGUUAGUCAAGACUUGGAUUGCAGAACAUACAGAAAGCGAAGUGCGGAGCUUGAGAAUUGGUCUAACAGGAGGAAAGCCUGACCCACUGCCUUCAGGCUUAAUUAAUAUCCCAGUAAUAGAAUCAUCGUCGUCAUCUAUCAACAGGAGCUAUCUGUGGUGUUUAAUUCACUCCUUCUCUAUCAGUACAAUAAUCAUUGUAUUACAAGCAUGGUUGUGAUAGAUAUAGAGACUUACUCAGUAAACUAAUGUCAGACUAAAUUCAUAAUGUCUGUGUACAAGUGUAUGACAAUCAACUGUUAAAAACUGAAUGACAACAUUAACAUUUACAAUUAGUUUAAAUGUAUACAAUAUUUAACAUACAGAGUAAAUAUUUUAAAUUAUAAAUUCAGUUGCAUUUAAAAGUGAUUAUAGGACCUCAUUAAUAGGUAAAUUGUCAGGUCACCAAAGUAUUACCAGGAAGAAUAAGAAAGAAUCUAUUUACUGUAAUGAGAGUUGUGAUUUAGUAUAUAAGUUAAUUGAGAUUUAAAAAAAACUUUAAUAAUCAUUAAAAUAUAGUAAUGAAAUACACAGUUCAGGUCAAAUGUUAUUUUCAGGGUUUUUUUCUAUAAAUUUUGAUGUAAGGGCUUGUCAACAGAUAGAAAUACAAAUAUUUUUCAGUAAAUAAGCAAUUUAUAUUUAACUCAGAUGGGUGUAAUUAUUACUUUUCUCAAACAAUGAAAAAAUGUGAUGAUUUUUAAAUUAAAUGGCAAACAGUAACUAAACACAAUCAAAUGAAAUGCAUAUUUUGAUAAUAAAAACUUACAUUU
This is a messenger RNA of Mobula hypostoma (lesser devil ray), 25265 nucleotides long. RefSeq lists its product as uncharacterized. Gene Ontology annotation, cellular component: cell surface. The coding region runs from base 68 to 24676 and encodes 8202 amino acids. Lineage: Eukaryota; Metazoa; Chordata; Chondrichthyes; Myliobatiformes; Myliobatidae. Gene Ontology annotation, biological process: cell-matrix adhesion. The transcript has 188 exons. The record is from RefSeq and is a predicted model, not a curated record.